AUGCCUCUUCAAGAAAUUGGCGCGCAGGACGACAGACUCCUCCAAGACAUUGCCGACCGCAUGGUCAAAUCGCACAAAAUACUACUCAUCACUGGCGCCGGCAUCAGCACAAGUUGUGGUAUUCCUGACUUUCGUUCUAAGGACGGUCUCUAUAAUCUCAUACCAGAACAAACACCCACUCCUAUGUCCUCGAUGCCUUCUACGCCGUCCAGAAGUCGCUACUCCUCUGAGGAGUACUUCCCUUCCUCCAGGCCGACUACUAGCAGCCGAGUAACUGUCUCUCCCACCUCGAAACUUAAAGGACAAGACCUCUUCGACGCAAGUGUCUGGAAAAAUGCCCACACCACCGAAGUCUUCUAUCGUUUCAUUGCAUCGUUGCGACAGAAGAUUCGGGACGAAGUGAAGGAAACAAGUCCGACUCACAAAUUCAUACGCACUUUGCGGGAUGGAGGUAGAUUAAUGCGGUGCUAUACGCAGAACAUAGACGGACUUGAACGACGGGAGAAUUUGUCCAUGGACUUAGGCCAUGGCAAAGGCACCAAGAAGAGGUUUAUGAAGAAAGUAUGGGAAGCGCCACGUCCUGAGGCAGCACAAAACAGCGAUGCAGAUGGUGGAUGCGAAGUUGUGCCUUUGCAUGGAGAUCUAGAGGUCCUACGGUGCACGUUAUGCCUGGAAAGAAGUCCAUGGACCGAAGAGAUGACUGAAAGAUUUCUGAAUGGACUGGCUCCGGAGUGUUCAGUAUGCGCCAGAAAGAGUUGCGACAGGCAAGAGAGAGGCAAGCGCGGCGUCGCUGUUGGCUCCUUGCGACCCAACAUUGUGCUUUAUGGAGAGGAGCAUCCUUCGAAUCAGCUGCUAGCGCCACUUGUUCCAUUCGACCUGGGUAGCGGGCCGGAAAUUCUGAUCAUCAUGGGCACCUCGCUGAAAGUCCAUGGACUGCAGAAAGUGGUUAGAGAAUUCGCGAAGAAGAUCCAUGCCCGGAAGGAUGGCAAAGGAAAGGUCAUCUUCGUGAACAGGACCAAACCGGCAGAAAGUGUCUGGGAAAAUGUGAUUGAUUCAUAUGUGGCCAUGGACUGUGACGAUUGGGUGAUGGACUUGAAGAGGAGGCGACAAGACUUGUGGUGGCGACAAGGCGAGCUGGAUCUGAAAACUACGAAGCCUACCACCAAGAAGAGGAAAUGCACUACGGAUGACUCUCCUACACCGUCGAAGCGACCCAAGAUUGUUGUUGAAGUCCCGACCAGGCGCCGGACCAUGACAGCAACACCAUGGAAGCCCGAAGUCAUGAAAGCAGAACCUGAUUCAUCCCUCAUGACACCUCCACCCAGCCGUGGAAAGGGUUCGGCCUCAACACAACGCAGUGAUACGCCACCACCCUUCGAGCCACUCACUCCGCCAUAUUCCGGCCCCACCUUCAAAAGACUCCUGUUCAACAAUCCAUUUCGACGCCUCUUCAGCACGCCUGCACAACCGCCAUCAUCUCCGCCCAGGAAUACCUGGAAGCCCUCUAUCCUCCAAUCCGACCGAAGCGGCAUGACUUCUCCAGAGCGCCCAAGCGUCUUCUCGCCAAUCGAGGAGAGAGCCGAGAGACGCACGAAGAGGUCGCAGCAGGUCAUCUAUGAGGAUGAUCCCGAGCUGGAGAUUGCGGAGUCUCAGGAUGAGGAUGGCGAAGAGCGUGAGGGAAGUGGGAGUGUGUUGGAUACGCCGUCGAAGAGGAAGAUUGAGGUCCUGAGGCCGAUUUCGGAUUCUGCGCUCAAUCUUGGAAUGGGGAGGGAGUGGCCUGUGGAGGCGGGUAAGAGGACCGUUGCUUUGGCUGGCGAAGAACUUGAGGGUGGGCGGACGGCGAAGAGGAGGAAGAGGGCAUCAGUGGCUUGA
Molecule: messenger RNA, 1872 nt
Organism: Endocarpon pusillum Z07020
Lineage: Eukaryota; Fungi; Ascomycota; Eurotiomycetes; Verrucariales; Verrucariaceae
Exons: 2
Coding region: 1-1872 (623 amino acids)
Molecular function (GO): NAD+ binding
Source: RefSeq, a predicted model, not a curated record